Messenger RNA from Tilletiaria anomala UBC 951, 9995 nucleotides. RefSeq lists its product as uncharacterized. The coding region runs from base 253 to 9957 and encodes 3234 amino acids. Lineage: Eukaryota; Fungi; Basidiomycota; Exobasidiomycetes; Georgefischeriales; Tilletiariaceae. The transcript has 7 exons. The record is from RefSeq and is a predicted model, not a curated record.
GUUGUCGAUGCUGAUCAGGAGGAUGUUGAAUGCUGAUGCUCGAGCUAUCUUCUGGAGGCGACGCAUCUCCUUUACGGAUACAGCUCGUCAUCCGAUGGCCGGAAUGCCCUUUUGAAUCGCCUUUAACUCAACGCCGGAGCUGCAGCCACGUCGACGUGCCCGGCAACCUCCUGUAGCACGAGUCCCGGUCUGGCGGCCGAAGCGUGCCAGCUGCGGAGGCACCUUUGCGGCCUUGCUGCUUCACCGGAGGCAAUGGCAUCAGCGAUCGAGUAUGUGUCGGGGGGGGGGACCAUUUCGGGCACACCGCUCGGAGAAAGCACGUCGCCGUCAUCUCCGUCUCCUCUGAUCUCGUCGCCACGGCCGCAUUCACGCUCGCUCUCACGCGACAUUGUCACCCUUAUCUUCAUCCUCCUCCUCUCGCUCGCCCUCUUCCGCUGGAUCCUCCUCCGCAGCGUACGAUUCCUCUUGCGCGACCGGCUGCACGUACAUGCGCUCGGCACCCGUGGCAUACGCGGUCUGCACUUUCGUCCAGCUGGAGACUUUGGUGUAGCAGGCGCCGCAAACUCCAGCGGAACGAAGAAGGGCAGAAGGAACACGCGAGGCUACUCUUUACGCAUUCAGCAAAUCUACCUCACAUUCAGCGGCUCGAUUGCUUCCACCGCCGCUCUUCGAGGCAGGAAGCAGCGCACAGGCAGACCAUUCCCGAAAGCAUGGUUCACGCUACAUCUCAAAGGCGUCGGCCUUCAGCUGCCCGCAGAGGCGGAUGGGGAUGGAGGUGAUGCGGCGCAGAAUGCGGCGCUGCAAGAUGACGUGGAUUCGGGCGCCGAACGCUGUGGCGGUGGGCGCGAGGGUCUUCUUCGAGCUAAGCGCCGAGCAGAAAGCGCCUCCACGGAUAGUAAGGAGGGACGAUCGAUCUCGCGAAUCAGCGGCUUGCAAGGCUACCUGAUCCGCAUGGCGCGGCCCCUGCUCUACGUCUGCGCUUCCGCGCUGCCCGUACUGACACGCGUCGUCGAUGUACAAAUGGACCGCGUCGAGGUUUACCUCGAAGCGCAGGACGUCGUCCUCCGUGUUGCAGAGGUUCGCGCCGGCUUUCAGGUCAGCAUGCGAGCCCAGUCCGGCGUCGGCACUGCUUCUGCAGCCGCUGCGCAACGUCGGCGCGCACGCAGCCGAAGCGCCUCUGAGAAUGCGUACAGCACCUCCCGUAGCACCUCGCUCGACGAGUCGCAUGACACCCCAGCGGCGGGGGACGAUGCGCGGUCGUAUCGCUCACUCGCCGGCAUGCUGUACGGCAUGCCGAACCGCGUCGGGUCCGGCGCGAAAGGCGUUGUGCUCUUCCUCGCGUCGGGGCUGCCCGAGGGAAAGGCCACGAUCAUGCUCGAGUGGCAAGGCGUGCAGGCCUUCCGCGCCGUAUCGGCGCUGGCCGAUCUGCAGCCGAAAGAGCAACAUCGGACAGAUGUGGGCGCUUCGGAGCCGUGCUGGAGCAUCAGCGAAGAUGACGCUCACGACCACAGCAGCACGUGGGACGACACGUGGUCCACUUGGGCGGACAAGGAGACGACGGAGAGCGGCAGCUUCUGCGCCACGCCCGUCACGUCGUGGUUCCAGGGAAAAGGUGAGCACGUACGCAUCGCCACGUACAGCCGCCUUCUUUUCGCACCGCUGCCGAGCCAGAUCGAGGUCGACGUGCUACUGGGACCCAACUUCUUCCACCUCAAAGCGCACCGCGCGUUUAGUGCGCGGGGCAGGAUCUCGGAGUGCGUGCUUGGCGGCAAUGCGCUGGAGCAACUCGCGCAGAACCACAGAGGGGGCCGGAUGGAACAAGCGCGCCGGCACAUGAACCAAGAGGCGCACGCCUCAGGUUCAGCAUCCAAACAAGCGAGUACAGCCCGAGCUCUGAUUGCUGCAGUCGGCAGCCUGGGCUUGACGAUCGAACGCGUCAGGUGUGCGUACGCGUCCACCAAUGCAGACAGCAAGACGUGGACUUGCGAAGCCGCUAUCGAGCAUGUAAGCUUCUCCUUCUCCUCAGCGCAGCCGCAGAACCCGCUCUGCAAACGCUGGCUCAACACCAUCACGCCGAGCGUGCCUGCCAACAACAGUAAGAACGCCGGAGGACCAGGAGAAGCUGUUGCGGUUGCCACAGAAGUGUCAUUGGCAACAUCAGCAUCAGCAGCGGCGAGCAAGAAGACGCUGCGGUCUUCACUGCACGACCGCAUCCGCAGACCGCUCAGUCCCGUCCCGUCCUCAAUGACGCCAGCGCACAAGGACGUCCGGCUGGAGCCGAGGAGGAUCCUGCACGUCGCAGCGUCCAUGGGGAAGGUUUACGUCGAUGUGCGACAGGCAGGUGGCUCGCUGAAGAGCCUCCGGGCCUGCAGCAUCGACCGAAUCGAGCUGCAAGUUCUUUCGACUUGGACGCCUUUUGGCCUGUGUCCCAGCAUCCGCUACAGCAUCUGCGCCCCGCCCGCCGCACAGACGGUGCUGGCGGGUAAUCCGAACGAGAGCGCCAUCUACUUCAGCACCACAAUCCAGCACGUCGCCCUUGCUGCUUCUGCCUCGUUGCUCGAUCUCCUGCGCAAGGACAAGAAUAGCGCAGGCUUUGGUCGGGAUGCCAGGCAUUCCAUCCCCGCCGCUCUGCCGACGUCGCCGCCGUCAUCAUCCACCUUUUCGCUUCCAAAGGUGCACUUUGGAUUCCACUUGGGCCACGCGACGGCCAAGCUCGAUGUAGGAAAUGAUCACGACAAAGAGCGUUCGGCACUGGUGCUGACGAUCCCGAGCAUCGACGCUGCACUUCACACCGCCUACCAGGAUGCGCAUGUCGUGCGCACCGAUGCUGCGCGCCGAGCGGCUUGGAAGGAGUACGACAAAAAUCAGCUGGAGUGGGACCGGAACUGCAGACCAGUCGCUCGCACACAGUGGGCUGUCUCUCCCGCACUCCCUCAUAACGAGGGUAACUACGGUGGCGCAGGGGCAGAAAGCGGCGCCAGACCGCGUCGGCGCUCGAUAGUGCGAAGCAAUACUGCUUCCGUCGAUCCGACGCCUGUACCAAUCUAUAAGUACGUCCUUUCUGGGAAUAUUCACAUUCUCAACAGUGCUGUUGUGCUUCAAACGCGGCAGGCCACCGAGACGCAGAAGACCUUGCCCAUCGGCAAGCUUCGAUUGGUGCAGCUGUCCACUUUUGGCUCCCUGGACGUCCCGACCGAGGUGCUGGCUGCGCGCCACCAACGAUUAGGACGCCAGGACAAGAAGUCUGAAACUUCUUUUAUUGUCGAUGGCCUCAGAGUCUCAAUUCGCGGACCGGCCAUGUGGAAUGCGCUCGAGAAGAUCGUCAACUCUACCAGCACGGCUGCACGAGGCUCAGCGGUGCAAGCAACAGUAGUAGCCGACAGUGCGGAUGUCAAAGCUGAUACACUGCAACCAUCGAGCAUGCGCAAAGGCCUGCUUGACAAGCUGCCAGCAGACGCAUUUGCCAACAUCAGCUUUAGUGAUCUGGACAUCGAUUUGGCCAACAUCGACGCUCACCGCGACAUGUCAUCCCUGGCGGGGGUAAAGCUGAAGAUGAAGUGUCUCUCGAUCGACUAUGCACACCGUCGACGCUCCACGCACGUCCUGCCGCACGGCGAGAUGUGGGGUGCGCGGAGCGCACUCGAGCUUCCGGAGGAUGCGCCGCUGAUGGCCGGCGCACUGGCUGUCAAGGCAGGGCUCGCGGUCGUCACCAGGGUGGACAUUGACAAUCUCCGACUUCUCGCCAUCGAUCCGAAAGCCGUCAUGUCGAACCGCGAGAAGCGCCAGCAGGCGUUCGUUGGGUCAUUCGACGAGAGCGAACUCCCUUCCCUGCCCGAAGGCCAUUGUCUUUUACGCGUCCCCGAAUCCAAGAUCAGAGCGAGGGUCCUUCCGGACUGCAAGCAGACGAAUGUCGAGCAGGUCUCUAUCACCGCUGAGCAUCCCAAAGCAGUCAUGUUGGCCGUGGAGUUAGCAAACACGUACCUGCUGAUGCACACCGCUGGGUGCGUGCGGCGCGCCCUGGGCUCGACUUGGAAGAGGAAAGUACCUCCUGCUAGGCCUGCUCCAUCUUCUGCAACCCUUGUUCUCAACUUUGACAUUACCUUUCAGCGCGUAGAGGUGCCCAUCAGCUUACCAGAAGGCGUUCAUCUCUUUCUUGGUCUCAAGAGGCUGCAGAUUCAACUCUCAGCGGAGCGGGUCGCGUCAGUUGGAUUCGAGACGCUUGUCGGAGCGGUCUUGCGCAAGGACGUGCUCGAAAACGGAGAUAAGCACGACCAAUGGAGUCGAGUGGCCAUCUUCCGCGGCGUCACCAUUGACAUCAAGCCGCAGCCGUCAUCAGGGCUACCGGAUGUGGCGCUCGCGGGAGAUAGCCUGGUGCUCAAUGUGCCUUUCAACUACAGUACGCACGAGAUCAUCGAAGGCACUAGCGUAGCUCUGAAGGCGACGAAACAACUCAUGCACGAGUUCCUACUGGGUCACGAACCAUCAGCGAUCAACCCUCUGCGACCGAUGUCCGCGCAAAGCCUGCCGCUGCUCUCCGUCGAGCUCAGAAUCCUCGUGUUGGAAGCGGAGGACGACCCUAUGGAGACCAGACUCGGUCUCAUCUGGCGUGUCGGCCGAGACGAAGCGCGUGCACGCUUAGAACGACAGAGCGCCUUUGCACAGAAGAUGUCUGAUGCGAUGCGCAAGCAAGGUGCAAAGAGGAAUAACUGGCCCUCAAGCACACCCAACGUAAACGGCUGGUCCGCUGCUGAGAGCACAUCAGAGGUCGAUUCUGACGACGACAGCGAUGUAGGCAACUCGGCGCGGGAGCGUGCGUACGUCAACACAGACUUGAUUGCAGAUGCGCACCAGCGCCUCGAUGCCUUCGAUAGCGCAUCCUGGAUCCGAAGGGUAGACAAUGCGCGUGCCGCUCAAGAGAGGCGAGAAGAAGCGAUCGCCAAAAGGGUGCUCGGACGCUUCUCUCUGCAGCCCAAGGAUCGGGGCUGGCCCAUCAACAUGCGAAAUCGGCCGUCGGUCGCUCCCCUUUUUCGUUCAGCCAUGGCCCACAUCCUCGUAGAAAUCCAGCGGCCAAACUACGGAGUCGACUCGGCUCGUGAUUUCAUCAACGCACACGGCGAAUCCAUCCCCGAUGGAUUUGACUUUUCCAUCUUCAUCCCGAUGCACCUGCAGUGGCAGAUGGCCGAGUGGCGCAUCAACAUCAGGGACUAUCCUAUCCCUGUACUGCACGUGGCUCCAGAUGAAAGCAGCGGAACGCAGAAGCAGAAGGCAUUGCUGCUUUCCACCGAUCUGUGCAUCGUCGAGCAGAUGGGCGGCCCGGAAUCAACACGGCACAUACCAACAUGCCUGGUGCACGACAUCUGCGACACAGCUUGCGAUGGAAAGUACAUCAUUCAGGUACCGAAGGUCGCGAUGCCGACAAAGAUAUUUGGCGACCCGAAGAUCGAAAUUCACACCCCUCGACCUGUCCGGCUCUGUUGGGGCCAAUCGAUUCAGCCCGCUCUCUCUGAUGUUAUUCGAGUGUUCGAUGGAAUCACCACCCCGCCUCAAGAUCCAUCUCCAAAGAUUGGGUUCUGGGACAAACUCCCAUUGAUCUUGCACGGCACAGUCGAGCUAGAUUUUAUACCGGAAGGCGCCCUGCAUCUGUAUCUGAAAGGAAGUCGCGAUCCGUACAAAAUUCACGGCGACGGUGCUGGAUGGGUCAAGUGCUGGAAGGACCACGUUAGUGUGCAAGUCGGCCAUCAAAAUGCUGAACGAGAGGUGAUCCAGAUCCGUUCUCGCGAGUAUGCCCUCGCAAUCCCUAACGUCCAAGUCCGAUCUCGAGAGGUGUCUCAAUAUGGCUUGGGUGGACAUGACGAUUUUGGAACUUCCAUGUCAGCGGCUCGACCAGCGGAGACGUUGCUCGGAGAGCAGCGCUAUGAUCCGCAAUUCCAAAAAGUCGUGGCCCACUUAUAUGGUGGUGUCAAGUGGGGAGCCGGCAUUGUGUUAGAACGGACCUGCAACGACCAUGAUUGCAAACAGGCGACCAAGUGCUCGGGCACCCCCUUCCAUCGCAAGUGUAGGUUCUUCGAUCGCAUCUCACACUGGAAGGUCAUCACCAAGACUCGCGAAUACUUUGCAUCCCUAGCGGAUCAAGAAAAGAGAGAUUCUUUCGCGGGUUGGCGUCAUGAUCACAUCCACUUUUCCCUUUCUGUGCGCUCAUCAAGUCAAGACAGCCAGACACCAGCCUCAAACAGCUUGCACGUCACGCCACUGACGUCAGCCCACUUUUGGUCGUGGAUCCGGCUGUUCAACAGCGCUCUCAGCUUGCCAGUCCGUCAGGGUCCGAUCUUUCCCGACGCUUCUCCGCGGUCACCGAAGUUUGGCUUUCAUCUGGCCACAAUCAAGUAUCGGUUAGAUCUGUCGCCUCUGUCGUUCAGUCACAUCUAUCUGCAACAUUCCCCCGAAAAGUACCGAAGUUCCACUGCGUUGUACCUCGGCCUCAAGGCAAGCACACAGCGCUUCAACAUGGAUCUCCAUCAGAGGCAGCAAGAAGUUGUCCUCCAACGCAAGGCCUUCAGCGAUACGAAGAAGGUUUUGCACAAGCCCAUCAACGAAGCGGAAGUCGAUUUGAGCAAGUUUGAAUUGCGAGUCGUUUGCGCCGAGAUGCAGGACGAAAGCGCGCCGGCUACCGACGAGGGAGACACGUUCAACGAUGAUGAAUCGCCAACGGACGCUUUUCUCAGAAGAGGUGCAGCCGGUGAGGCCUCAGACCAGUGGUAUGACAAGAAUGACUUUGUCGAGCUCGGGGUGACAGUCGGCAGCGGCCGACGGUGGAAAGCGACACGGAUGCGCGCUGCGACCGUCCUCGAUUGCCCACGCUUCAACUACCACCGCAAGCUACGUACGCAUCGCGAGUUCGAUGAGGAUGAAGGCAGUGUGGCUGACAGCCAAGACCCCCACGAUGCGUCGCUCACGCCCCUGGCUGAAAGCAAAUUCGGUGAUGAAGAUAGUCACACUUGCUCCAUUGGAGAGGCAGAGUCUUCCAACUUGGUACAGAGUGAGCUUGCCCGGCAGCGUAUGGAUCAGCUCAAGGACCACGCAACAAAAAGAGGACAGCCGCUAGAUUCCGAGGAGUACAAGGCGAAGAUAGCCCUUUUGAGCUCGUACAGCGAGCUGUUACGAUCUUUGGAUGAAGGGCAUCAUGCUUCAGCGGAAAGCGCCAAUCCGACUGGUUCACAUUUUGCGGACAGGCUAAAACGCUCCCACGGAGGGCACAAGGCCAGUUUUUCUGGUCUGUGGUUCAACGACGAACGAAUGCAAAAUGAGAUUCUUGAGAUGCAAGCCGAAUGGGUCCAAUUCAACAACCGGUACUUGAUUCACAGCCCGGUCAUGUUCCUCAGCGAUGGAACUCGAGAUAUUCUGCUCAAAUACUACUUGAGCAACAGGUCACGGCGAGGCUACGUCCAUUCGAUGACCGCAAAGGCGCUGCGGUCGGUCCGCGAACUCGAUUUGUCUCUUUUUGAAUCCGAAUCAGCGCGUGAUGACCAAAGCAGCGUUGACACGGAUAUGCGAGAAACUGCGGACAACGCCCCCUCGGUGUCGUCCUCUUCGGAAGACGACCGAGGAAUCAACUUGCUCCGUUCUCUCCUGAGGGAUACUAUGCAGUACAUCAAUGUGGAAAAGAGCCUUUCUAAGGCUGAUUCUGACUCUGCUCUGAUAACCAAACCGAUGCUGAGCGAUGCGCAUGCUGGUAUUCGCGACGACUUUGAGGUUCGCAAAAGCAACAUUUGCGUUCUGAUCAAUCCUCAGAUUGUUCUCCGGAGCGAGCUGGAUGACUCUUCGUGCGCAAUCGUUAGCGCUAUGCGAACUCAUCUGACAAAUUAUUUCGUGCGCGAUACCGGCGUGGACGAGGACGACGUCAACGAGAAAGUGAUGAACCGCAACUUUUUAUCUUUCGACAAGGUCGAAUGCUGGCACCCCAGGGAUGCAACGCCGACAAGUGGCUUUCUGACUCUGCCACUAGAAGUGCUGUUAGCGGAAGAUCAAAGAGACGAUGCCUUCCGGCGGAUCAUGCCGCGCACCGAUUGCGCUGUGCAAUACGAUAAGUUUAACAAGCUACGACUCCGGGACGCCUCACGGCAGUGUACGCAGGGAGGUAGCGAUUUGCCAAUGACGCAAGACCAUCUCCGGCACAAUAUGGAUCUCAUUCGCAUCCACUGUCCUCGUUUCUCGAUACAUGCCGACUCGGAGCAGUAUGCUGCACUAUACAACAUUGUCACGGACCUGCUGCUGUACCGGGACCCAGCGCACAGAGAACACGCUAAGCACUUAGAGACGAUCCUCUUCGCGUACAACUUUCGCGAUGCAGAUGGCCUCGCGAGCAUGGUGGAUGCCCUGCAAAUGCGUAUCCGACAGGCCGAGGAUCUCCAUCACCAAUACGAGCGCCACUAUUCAGAACUGAAUGACGCAGGCAAGGCAGAUGACGCCGCAAUCUAUGCAGAGCUGACGAACCUGCAGAAUGAAUUGUCUCUGUUCAUGGAGGCGAUUACCGUGGCGCAGGAUCAACGAGCUGGGCCAGACAAGGACAAAAAGUCUGCCCUGCGACUUGAGGCGUCAGCCGAAGAUAUUGCGUGGCAUAUGGAUUCAGCAGAUUCACCAAAUGCGCUGGCGGAGCUUGCCAUCCACGGAACGAGCUUCACGUGGUUGAGCAAGGCAGACAAUUCGACCGCCAACACAUUGUCGAUUGUGGACUUGCAUGCGCGCAAUUCUCGGCCAGAUGCGCUGUUCUCAAGCAUCAUUGCAAAGUACACCAAGGCGCAAGACCACUUUAUGGUAAAGCAAGGUCGUAUUCUGAAUGCCGCCUGGUCUGUCCUCGCCCCUGUCGGCGGCAUCUCCAUCAUCGAUCGCUUCGAGCUCAACGUCCACCCACUUCGCGUGCAAAUCGAAAUUGCGGUGGGCCGUGAGAUAAUGAACUACAUCUUUGGCAAUCGGCGGGAGCGUGAAAAGCGGCAGCGGGGGGUGCAACUGUCCGGAGAGGAUGUGCAGACUUCGCCCAAGCUUGGAGCUACCGAUCGAUCCGGUGGUCAUCAGAGUCUGCACAAGCAAACAUUGCUCAAGGCUUCGAAACAUCAGACCGCUGACUCGGCUGAAAUGUCCCGGAAAAGCUCCUUCCAGAGCGAGUCGGAUAGCGCAAGCAGGGGUCGACCGCCGCAGAAGUUGCAACUGAGUCGCACCGCUUCGCGGGCCUCGUCUCCUCCCGGCCAAGGGCGCAAAAAACCCGAAAAACCUUCAGCAGACGUCCCGAGCGAGGAUAUUGGCAAGAUCGUCCGGGAUGAAAGCAAUGUCAUCGCGUUUCGACACGCAGUGGAGAUGAGGAAGAGGGCUGCAGCAAACAAGACUUUUGUGUAUGUGAAGGUGUCUCAGACUGUCUUUUGUCUGUCGUACAAGGGCGACAAGCGCAAAUCGCUCACCGACCUCUACGACCUGGUCUUCAAGUCUCCCUCUUUCGAGUGCCGCAACCGCACCUGGGCGUAUGAAGACCUCGCAAAUAGCUUCAAACGCAACGUGCUCCGCGCGGCUUGGAGCCAACGGACAACGCUCAUCAAAGGCUUCUUGACCACGCGACCUCGGCGCAUAUCGGCAAAAUUGGCCUUGCGAGACAAGAUCAGGCGGCAACAGCAAUCCACAAAAGUGAGAAUGGCCGACUUUGUCGAGCAAAAUGACGUGCAGCAGCCUGAUGGAGCGGAGGACGAGGGCAGUCACGGGGAGGAAGACAAUGCCACGGACGUGGCUUCCCUCACGUCACAGACCUCCGCAUCACAGUCGACGACUUCGUCGUCCGGACUUAACAGCACAUAUGAAAGCAUUCAGGUGCAAGAACACAAGCCGCGCAUGCGUCUGACAAGCAUGCUUCGCCGGAGCAAAUUGAAAGAUGAUAGCGGGGUGCGCGAUGCAGAUGCUAUUUCCCCAUCCAUGUAGCACAUAGGCAUCAAGGCAUGUGCAGCCAGUGUUUGACG